CCAUUUUCAUGAGAUUUCCGGCAGCGUCUCGUACCCUGCCUACUCUUCCUUCGUUCCCCGAGCCAAAAGCCCGGGAAAAGAAGGGAGCGAAACCUAACCCUAAUCCUCAACCGUCACGCAUCUCCACUCUUUCUUGAAGACCCUGACCGAUGGCCAUCCGCGCCACCCUUUCCUAUUCGAGUUACCUUUCCCAGUGUCUCGCCGCCUCCGUUGGUCCCCGCUGCUGCAGCUUCCUCCACAUCAACGAGUCCGGUUGCCGUCCCUUGGCCUUCUUGGCGAACCAGCUGUCUGAUAAUGAACUUUCCGGAAUUGGGGAGAAGUAUUUGGCGAGGAAUAGCUCAUGGACUCGUGCUUCCAGUUCUCCAUCGCGAUUCUCAUCCUCGAUUGGAGGUUCCCGGACGGCGAAUCAAACAUCCGUUGCUAUGGAGUUGUUCAAGUUUCUGGUCGGCGCCAUGGACGCUUCAAAGUUUCCAUGCAAUAGACUUGGGAAGGCUCCUGUUUCUGGUGAUGAGGAAUUGUCGAAGGCUCCUGUUGCCGAGGCGGUUUCUACAAUGGUUUCCAACAAGCCUCCUACAGAGAUUCCGGCUUCCCGUGCAAAGGAGAUGCCCAAGCUUCCGGUUGAUGUUGCCGCUUUAUCAUUCUUUACUGGCAAGUCUUCUUCAGAGUUUUCAGCUCCCACUGCCGAUGAACUAUUAAAGCCUUCGGAUGCAGCUGCCGAUGCAUCCCGCUUCUGUGUCUUUCCCAGGGAUAGUCACGAUGCGAAGGUACCCAGCGGAGUAAGCCCCUUUGUGAGAUUUCUCUCUGCAUUAGGAACUUGUUCAGAGCCGAUUCCUAGUUCAGGGGUGUUUUCCUUGUCAGCUUCCAUGAGCGUAGGAUUCAAUCCCUCCUCACUUUUCCCAUUCUUACCGACAAGCAAAUGGUUUCCGUGCAGUGAUUUUUUCUUAGGUUCAGGUUCAGCGAAAAGAGAUCCUCCAGACAAAGCGAGAACUGUCACUGUGGAGGCAACUCAAGAACCUCUUGAGCUCUUUGAAUCCCCCUCGAGUAUGAAGAAUGGGGUUGCGAAGCCUGAAACAGUGGUUUCAGCUGAGUGUGCAUUGAGGAACUGCCCUCCUUCCUUGAAGGUUAAUGGUGUGCCUGAAUUCCAUACCCUGCCUUGCGAGAAGAGCUGGAGUUUCUCGCGGUGGAUCAGCUCUUGCUCCUAUGAUGCGAAGAUUGCCUUUGCUGCAGUUACAGUUUAUUUGCUAUCUGGCUCUCGCUUGGCUGAGCCGAGAGGAAUUCCUAGUAGGUCUAUGUAUCCAACAUUUGAAGUUGGAGACCGCAUCUUGGCAGAAAAGGUUUCUUAUUUUUUCAAAGAGCCAGAGGUCACAGAUAUUGUUAUUUUUAGAACUCCUCCAAUUCUGCUGGAGCUUGGUUAUAGCCCUCAUGAUGUAUUCAUCAAAAGAAUUGUGGCAAAAGCUGGAGAUAUUGUAGAGGUUCGUGAUGGGAAGUUGUUUGUGAACGGCAUUGCUCAAGAGGAAGAUUUUAUACUAGAGCCACUUGAAUAUGAAAUGAUACCAGUGCUGGUGCCUGAAGGAUAUGUUUUUGUGCUGGGAGAUAACCGAAAUAACAGUUUCGACUCCCACCACUGGGGACCCCUUCCAGUGAAGAGUAUUAUGGGAAGGUCCAUCCUGCGUUAUUGGCCUCCAUCUAAAAUAUCAGACACCAUUUAUGAACCUGGUUCUUCAGAAACUCCUCUCAUGGUGGUUUUGAAGAAUUGGACGCCUCAAUAAUUUUUAGUUUUUUUUUUUAAUUUCAAAUUUUAUAUUAUUUCUUCAUGCUAUUUAUGUAAAAGUUUUUUUUUUAAUUUUUUUUAUUUUUAUUUUUGCAGUUCAUUGUUAAUCUUGACCAUGCAUUUUUGUAUAUUGUAAUAUGCUAGGGCCAUGUUGCAUGGAGAAAAUUUGGCUGAAAUCCAA
Phalaenopsis equestris is the source of this 1952-nucleotide messenger RNA. Its product is annotated as probable thylakoidal processing peptidase 2, chloroplastic. NCBI's taxonomy places the organism in Eukaryota, Viridiplantae, Streptophyta, Magnoliopsida, Asparagales, Orchidaceae. The transcript is spliced from 6 exons. The record is from RefSeq and is a predicted model, not a curated record. Gene Ontology annotation, cellular component: chloroplast thylakoid membrane. Gene Ontology annotation, molecular function: serine-type endopeptidase activity. The coding region runs from base 150 to 1769 and encodes 539 amino acids. Gene Ontology annotation, biological process: thylakoid membrane organization.